Molecule: messenger RNA, 747 nt
Organism: Dufourea novaeangliae
Lineage: Eukaryota; Metazoa; Arthropoda; Insecta; Hymenoptera; Halictidae
Gene: Osi9
Exons: 3
Coding region: 1-747 (248 amino acids)
Source: RefSeq, a predicted model, not a curated record
AUGUUCAAGUACGUGGUCAUCGUUGCGGUCUUAACCGCGUCCGUUAUCGCCGCGCCAGCCGGCCAGGAUCCAGCCGGUCAGACGUCGAUCCUCGAGGAGGCCCUCGACGUGUACGCGUCGUGCUCCAGCGAGGAGAGUCUCGCGGUGUGCUUGAAGCUGAAGGCGUUGCGUUUCGUCGACCGUGCGGCCAGGUCCGCUGACAUCGACGUGGUCGACGGGUUCAAGAUCGUGCAGACUGAAGAGGCGAAGAACAGUCGUGCCGACAACGCCAGGUCCUUGAAUGACAUCGAAAGUACCCUGCCGACUGAAGUCGAAGCCAAGGAGACCGCGAUCAAUGAAGCUCUCUUCGACAGAACCGCCAAGUUCCUCUCUACCCAUACUGUGGAGCUGAGCAUUCCUGAAGAGGUCUCCCGCUCGUUCGACGAAGCUCGUGGAAAGAAGAAGAGGAUCGUUAAGUCUCUGCUGCCCAUCCUGUUGCUCCUGAAACUGAAGGCCGCUGCUCUGAUCCCGAUCGCUCUUGGCGCUUUGGCUCUUCUGGCCCUGAAGGCUCUGGCUAUCGGCAAGCUUGCUCUGAUCAUCAGCGCCGUGAUUGGGCUCCAGAAGCUGUUCGCCAACAAGCACCAGAGCUACGAAGUAGUCGCCCAUCCUGUCCACUCGUACGGACACGAGGAACACCACGAUCAUCACGGCUGGGCAAGAUCGGCUGGCUCGGACUUGGCGUACAACGCGUACAAACCGUCCGAGUAA